Magnolia sinica is the source of this 1305-nucleotide messenger RNA. RefSeq names its product serine racemase. Gene Ontology annotation, biological process: L-serine metabolic process; D-serine biosynthetic process; pyruvate biosynthetic process. The record is from RefSeq and is a predicted model, not a curated record. Gene Ontology annotation, molecular function: magnesium ion binding; D-serine ammonia-lyase activity; pyridoxal phosphate binding. Lineage: Eukaryota; Viridiplantae; Streptophyta; Magnoliopsida; Magnoliales; Magnoliaceae. Bases 138 to 1142 code for a protein of 334 amino acids. The transcript is spliced from 7 exons.
CAGUAGAAAAAUGCUGGCCAUGUACAUAUAAGUCCUCCUGAGGCAAGUCUCUAAAAUACAAAAGGGUGCGUUUUACGCACGCCCAUUUCCUCCACCAAGCGAAAGGAAAGAGAGCUUCAGACACUUUUACAGAAACAAUGGAGACUGAGAAACCAUUGCAGGGUGAAAAGAAAUAUGCUGCUGAUAUUUUAUCGAUAAAGGAAGCACAGUUCCGUAUCAACCCAUACAUUCAUAGAACCCCAGUUCUGUCCUCGGAAUCUCUAAAUUCUAUUUCUGGGAGGAGACUCUUUUUCAAGGGUGAAUGUUUUCAGAAGGGCGGAGCUUUUAAAUUCCGAGGUGCUUGUAAUGCUAUAUUUUCGCUUGGGGACGAUGAGGCUAUUAAAGGGGUUAUUACUCAUAGCAGUGGUAACCAUGCUGCAGCGGUGUCUUUGGCUGCAAAGCUGCGCGGAAUCCCUGCUUAUAUUGUUAUACCGAAAAAUGCUCCAAACUGUAAGGUUGAGAAUGUCAAGCGUUAUGGUGGCCAGGUUAUUUGGAGCGAACCAACGAUGAAGUCAAGAGAGAGCAUUGCUACCAAGAUGCAACAAGAAACUGGUGCUGUCCUGGUCCACCCAUUCAACGAUGGACGUAUCAUAAGUGGGCAGGGUACUAUAUCACUCGAACUAUUGGAGCAAGUCCCGGAAAUCGACACCAUAAUCGUUCCGAUCAGUGGUGGUGGUUUAAUUUCUGGGGUGGCAUUGGCUGCAAAGGCCAUCAACCCUACCAUUCGUGUUUUGGCUGCUGAGCCAAAAGGCGCUGAUGAUGCGGCUCAAUCCAAGGCUGCAGGAAGGAUUGUAAUGUUGCCUGAAACCAACACCAUUGCUGAUGGGCUUCGAGCUGUUCUUGGAGAUCUCACAUGGCCGAUAGUGCGAGACUUAGUGGAUGACAUCAUCACUGUGGAGGAUGAGGAAAUUGUACAAGCCAUGAGAAUGUGCUAUGAGAUUCUGAAGGUGUGUGUGGAACCUAGUGGGGCCAUCGGACUUGCAGCCGUUUUGUCUACCAGGUUCCAUCAAAAUCCAGCUUGGAAGGACAGUAACAACAUCGGAAUCAUUCUCUCUGGAGGUAACGUAGAUCUUGGUCCACUGUGGGAAUCAUAUAAUAAAUGAAGAUCAAAAUUUCGUCGCCUAUUUUGCACUCCCUUUCCUGUCACAAUGGUAAUGAGUUACAUUCAUUUGAACAGGAAAAGCAAAAUAUAAGAUCCGUUUUUUAGUAACAAAUAAUAUUUUGUUUGGACAGUUUAAUGAGAUGGUUAAGAGGCUUUUUCUUUCC